Achroia grisella is the source of this 528-nucleotide messenger RNA. RefSeq names its product 14 kDa phosphohistidine phosphatase-like. Gene Ontology annotation, molecular function: protein histidine phosphatase activity. The transcript is spliced from 3 exons. Gene Ontology annotation, biological process: peptidyl-histidine dephosphorylation. Gene Ontology annotation, cellular component: cytosol. Bases 1 to 528 code for a protein of 175 amino acids. The record is from RefSeq and is a predicted model, not a curated record. Lineage: Eukaryota; Metazoa; Arthropoda; Insecta; Lepidoptera; Pyralidae.
AUGCAUCCAGUUUAUCCUACCCUACCAACGGAAAUGCAAGCUGGAUCCUAUUCGGGACCACCAGGAUCAAGAAACGAAAGACGAGACAGUCCCGUUCAAAACGGGACUUGUGGUCAUGUUGCAUAUACACCAUUCCGUUUAAUUUCGCUACAAACCAUCAAAACAAUGGCAUCAUCUUCAUUGGCGGAUGUGCCUACAGUAGAUAUAGAUCCAUCUGGGGUAUUUAAAUAUAUGCUGAUUAAAUUAUAUGAUAGAAAACAAAGUGAAGAAAACUUUGUAUACAUUGUUCGCGGUUACUGCAGAUGCAUUUACCAUUCAGACGUAUAUGUGGAGGUACAAGAAAAACUGCAUCCAUUAGAUUGUGACAUAGUGGGUGGGGGUAGUAUAUCACAUGAACCGAGUUCAAAGAAGAUUCGCAUCUAUGGUCAUGCACACGGCUAUGGCAAAGCAGACCAUGAAAUAACAGCCAAACUUAUCAAAGCUGCAUUCCCUAACUAUAAAAUCACAAUUAGUGAUAAAGCAUAUUAA